Molecule: messenger RNA, 1200 nt
Organism: Eimeria mitis
Lineage: Eukaryota; Apicomplexa; Conoidasida; Eucoccidiorida; Eimeriidae
Product: ZIP Zinc transporter domain-containing protein, putative
Exons: 6
Coding region: 1-1200 (399 amino acids)
Biological process (GO): transmembrane transport; metal ion transport
Cellular component (GO): membrane
Molecular function (GO): metal ion transmembrane transporter activity
Source: RefSeq, a predicted model, not a curated record
AUGCUCGUUUUCCUUAACUGUUUUGCAUGUGGAGCAUUUUUGGGUUUAGGUUUGUUGCAUUUGCUGCCUGAAGCAGUGGAGCAGCUGGAGACAGCUGGGGUGUCUGUGCAGCUGCAGCAGCAGCAGCAGCAGCAGCAGGGCCACGAGCACCACUACAAUGCUGCUUAUGUUCUUGCUGCAGCAGGACUCACUUUCAUGCUCUUUGUUGAGCAGCUGUGGGGGCAGUCACACUCACAUGGCCACCACGACAGCGAGUCUUGUUCAGACUCGAGUUCUGCUGCAGCAGCAGCAGCAGCAGCACCAACUAAACGCUCAGCUGCCCAUACAGCAGCAAACGAGCAAGAUAUAAGUUCUCAGCAGCGUGCUGCUGCUGCUGCUGCUGUUGCUGCUGCUGCUGCUGCAGCAGCAGCAGCAGCAGCAGCAGCAGGGGCAGGGGCAGGUGCAGGAGUCGCCAGGAAUGAGAAAGGAGAUAUCACGCAGCAGGGGCAGGGGCAGGUGCAGGAGUCGCCAGGAAUGAGAAAGGAGAUAUCACGCAGCCAACUAAACGCUCAGCUGUUACUCCAGCAGCAACAGCUAGCCGCCGCAGCAGCAGCAGCAGCAUCAGCAGCAGCGGGAGACUGUCUCCUUGUGAUUCUGGUUGUGGCGGUGCAGCAGCAGGAGCAGCAGCAGCUGCUGCAGCAGGACAGCGGGGCUGCAGCAGCAGCAGCUGCUGCAGCAGCAAAGGCAAUGCAUGCGAGGGGGGGGGCCGGCUCUGCUGCUCCCUCUCCCACUCCCCCACCUCUCAGCUGCGUGUACACUGCGGGCUUACAGGCCACAACUGCCAGGUUUGCUGCUGCUGCUGCUGCUGCUGCUGGUGAUGUUGCUGCUGGUGGUGGUGGUGGUGGUGGUGGUGCUGGUGCUGCUGCUGCUGCUGCUGCUGCUGCUGCUGCUGGUGAUGCUGCUGGUGAUGGUGAUGGUGGUGGUGGUGAUGCUGCUGGUGGUGAUGGUGGUGGUGGUGGUGUUUUGGCUGCUGCUGCUGUUGGUGUUGCUGCUGUUGCUGCUGCUGCUGUGGUUAGUGUUGCUGCUGCUGCUGUGGUUAGUGUUGCUGCUGCUGCUGCUGCUGCUGCUGCUGACGGCGUCUGUGUUGCUGCUACUGCGGAUGUGCUGCUGCUUCUGUUGCUGCUCCUAAAGCAAAUGCUGGUGCAGCAGCUCGCGAUUUGA